Eutrema salsugineum is the source of this 1220-nucleotide messenger RNA. Its product is annotated as NAC domain-containing protein 55. Bases 88 to 1029 code for a protein of 313 amino acids. The transcript has 3 exons. The record is from RefSeq and is a predicted model, not a curated record. Gene Ontology annotation, biological process: regulation of DNA-templated transcription. NCBI's taxonomy places the organism in Eukaryota, Viridiplantae, Streptophyta, Magnoliopsida, Brassicales, Brassicaceae. Gene Ontology annotation, molecular function: DNA binding.
UUAUGUGAAAAUACCAAAAAAAAAGAAAGAAACAAUAAAAUAUCAAAAGGUGCAGAUAUUUUAUUUAUCGGAGAGGAAAUAAGUAAAAUGGGUAUCCAAGAACUAGACCCGUUAGCCCAAUUGAGCUUGCCACCGGGUUUCCGGUUUUACCCGACGGACGAAGAGCUGAUGGUUGAAUAUCUAUGCAGAAAAGCCGUCGGUCACGACUUCUCUCUCCAGCUCAUCGCUGAAAUCGAUCUCUACAAAUUCGACCCUUGGGUUUUACCAAGUAAGGCGUUGUUUGGGGAAAAAGAAUGGUAUUUCUUCAGCCCGAGAGAUAGGAAGUAUCCGAACGGGUCGAGACCCAAUCGGGUUGCCGGGUCGGGUUAUUGGAAAGCCACCGGUACAGAUAAGGUUAUCUCCACGGAAGGAAGAAGAGUCGGUAUCAAGAAAGCUUUGGUGUUUUACGUUGGAAAAGCUCCAAAAGGCACCAAAACCAAUUGGAUCAUGCAUGAGUAUCGUCUCUUCGAACCUUCUCGCCGAAAUGGUAGCACCAAGCUUGAUGAUUGGGUUUUAUGCCGAAUAUACAAAAAGCAAUCAAGCGCACAAAAACAGAUUUACAGCAAUCUAAUGACACGAGAAUACAGCAACAACGGUUCAUCAACUUCUUCUUCGUCUCAUCAAUACGACGACGUUCUCGAGUCGUUACACGAGAUCGACAACAGAAGUAUGAGAUUUGCCGCCAGUUCAUCGAAUGCGAUUCCCCAUAGUCAUAGACCGGUUUUAACCGAGCAGAAAACCGGGUUUCAUAGUUUGGUCAGGGAGCCAAGCUUCGAUUGGACGAAUUUUGGUGGACAGAACUCGGUCUCGGAACUCGGUGGUGGUUAUUUUCACGGUGUGAAGACAAUCCAAGAAGAUGGUAGAACGCAGCAACAUGGUGAAGGGAUUACUCUGUUUAAUAAUCCGGACGUGUUACCUCAUCAGAAUGUUGACCCGGUUAACAGAUAUGGGUACUCGGGUCAACAACCUAAUGGUUUCGGGUUUAUGUGAUUGUGUAAUGGUAACGUAAUAGAAAAAAAAAAGAAUAUAAUUUGUUUUUGUCCGAGUCAGAUUAGUUCAUCAAUUAAUAUAUUGUAGAAUUGGGAUUCUUUGGGGUUAGGUUUAGGUUCCAGUACUCUUCCACUUUUAUUAUUCAUCUGUCAUUUGUAUUCAAAAGAUAAAAUUUUGCAAACUUUUAGCUG